CAAGAAUCUUGUGAUAUUAUUCGUUCGAAUUUAGUGACAUUUCCAUGUGACAUCAGCGAGAACAGUAACAUCACAUAUUUCGACCUCCAUUCAUCCUUCGAUACUUGUGCGGUCUCGAUUUUAACACUAUUUUCAAAUAAAUUUAAAUAUUUUUCCACUGGAAAAGCUCAAACUGGGCUUAUAAGUGUUUUACGCUUAGCUAGUAAGUGUAUCAUAAAUAAUUAUAAUUGAAAAUGGCGUUGAAAUCUACACCGGUACUGUUCGCAAUGAUCGGGCGCCUUUCGAGGCGUAGUUUUUCGACUUCAAAGGCUCUUUCGGCAAAGCCUAUGACCGUUCGUGAUGCCUUGAACCAGGCCAUUGACGAGGAGAUGGAACGGGACGAAAAAGUCUUUGUUUUGGGCGAAGAAGUUGCUCAAUAUGAUGGCGCAUACAAAGUUACUCGAGGCCUAUGGAAAAAGUAUGGAGACAAAAGAGUCCUGGAUACGCCCAUCACGGAGGCUGGCUUUGCUGGCCUGGCUGUGGGUGCUGCAUUUGCUGGCCUCAAACCCAUCUGCGAGUUCAUGACCUUUAACUUUUCCAUGCAGGCUAUUGAUCAUAUCAUCAACUCAGCCGCGAAAACGUUCUACAUGUCAGCGGGCAACGUGCCGGUGCCGAUCGUGUUCCGCGGGCCCAACGGCGCGGCGGCCGGCGUGGCCGCGCAGCACUCGCAGUGCUUCGGCGCGUGGUUCAGCCACUGCCCCGGCCUCAAGGUCGUCAUGCCGUACAGUGCCGAGGACGCUAAAGGUCUCCUGAAAGCCGCUAUUCGCGACCCCGACCCAGUUGUAGUACUAGAAGACGAGAUCUUGUAUGGUAUGCAGUUCCCCAUGUCUGACGAAGCACUGUCGCCAGAUUUUGUCUUACCAUUCGGCAAGGCUAAGAUUGAGCGUGAAGGAAGCCACAUUACGCUGGUGUGCGCCGGCAAAGCCACCGACACCGCGCUGCAGGCCGCCGCUGAGCUCGCCUCCAAAGGUGUGGAGUGCGAAGUGAUCAACCUGCGAUCCCUGCGGCCGCUGGACUUCGACACGAUCGCGCAGUCCGUCGCCAAGACGCACCACCUCGUCACCGUCGAGCAGGGCUGGCCACAAAGCGGCAUCGGCGCGGAGAUCUGCGCGCGCGUGAUGGAGUCGCCCACGUUCUUCGAGCUGGACGCGCCGGCGUGGCGCGUGACGGGCGCCGACGUGCCCAUGCCCUACACGCGCAGCCUCGAGCUGCUCGCGCUGCCCCGCCCCGACAGCGUCGUGGGCGCCGUGUCCGCCGUGCUGCAGAACAACCUCGAGCUGCUCGCGCUGCCCCGCCCCGACAGCGCCGUGGGCGCCGUGUCCGCCGUGCUGCAGAACAAGUGA
Cydia pomonella (codling moth) is the source of this 1382-nucleotide messenger RNA. It is a transcript of the gene Pdhb, whose product is annotated as pyruvate dehydrogenase E1 component subunit beta, mitochondrial. Gene Ontology annotation, molecular function: pyruvate dehydrogenase (acetyl-transferring) activity. The transcript has 8 exons. NCBI's taxonomy places the organism in Eukaryota, Metazoa, Arthropoda, Insecta, Lepidoptera, Tortricidae. Bases 234 to 1382 code for a protein of 382 amino acids. Gene Ontology annotation, biological process: pyruvate decarboxylation to acetyl-CoA. The record is from RefSeq and is a predicted model, not a curated record.